Messenger RNA from Gossypium raimondii (Peruvian cotton), 1793 nucleotides. RefSeq names its product berberine bridge enzyme-like 21. Gene Ontology annotation, molecular function: oxidoreductase activity; FAD binding. Bases 52 to 1635 code for a protein of 527 amino acids. The record is from RefSeq and is a predicted model, not a curated record. NCBI's taxonomy places the organism in Eukaryota, Viridiplantae, Streptophyta, Magnoliopsida, Malvales, Malvaceae. The transcript has a single exon.
UCUACAUAGAUUACAGCACCAUACCAUUAACACAAAACAAAGCACACGACGAUGUCAAUUUCAAUGGCGAUUUCACUUCUAUUUUCUCUUCUUUUCCUCAACAUUUCCAUUUCAUCCGCAGCCUCCAACCCUACUUACCAAUCGCUUCUCCAAUGCUUAAGCCAAUCCAUUAAUCCUUCCCAAAAUGUUUCCACCAUUCUCUUCUCCAACACCAACCCUUCUUACGCAUCCGUUUUGCAAGCGUACAUUCGUAACGCUCGGUUCAACACCUCUUCGACGCCUAAACCGGUCAUCAUCAUCACUCCAUUGGAAGAAUCCCAUGUUUCCGCCGCCGUAAUCUGUUCUCAAAAAGUCGGUUUUCAGCUCAAAAUUCGUAGCGGCGGUCAUGAUUACGAAGGGUUAUCUUAUGUUUCCGAUGAACCCUUCUUUGUACUUGACAUGUUUAACCUUCGGUCUAUAUCUAUCGAUAUGACGGACGAGUCUGCUUGGGUUGAAACCGGUGCGACACUCGGUGAACUUUAUUAUAAUAUAUGGGAAAAGAGCAACGUCCAUGGAUUUCCGGCUGGGUUAUGUCCUACCGUCGGCGUUGGUGGCCACCUUAGCGGAGCCGGUUACGGUACUUUGAUGAGGAAAUACGGUUUAUCUUCGGACUAUAUCGUCGAUGCUAAGAUAGUUAAUGUCGACGGUAAAAUUCUAGACCGUAAAGCCAUGGGAGAGGAUCUUUUUUGGGCUAUAAGAGGCGGUGGAGCAGCCAGUUUUGGUGUCGUUUUAGCUUAUAAAGUUAAACUAGUUCGUGUACCGGAGACGGUCACCGUUUUCAGACUCGAAAGGUUAUUAGCUGAUAACGCUACUGACAUUGCUUUAAAAUGGCAAUCCAUUGCUCCGACGACCGAUGAAAAUCUCUUCACGAGAAUGCUGUUGCAGCCGGUUACAAGAAACCGGCAAAGGACGAUGAGAGUGACGGUGAACGGACUGUAUUUAGGGAACGCCGACGGUGUCGUAGCUUUAUUAAGCAAAGAUUUCCCUGAGUUAGGUUUAAAAAACGAGAACUGCACAGAGAUGAGAUGGAUUGACUCAGUUCUUUGGUGGGCAAAUUUCGAUGCCGGAACACCACCGACAGCUUUGCUUGACCGGAACGUUAACGACGCCGAUUUCUUAAAGAGGAAAUCGGAUUACGUUCAGACUCCGAUUUCCAAAAAUGGGUUGGAAUCAUUAUGGCAAAAGAUGGUCGAAUUAGGAAACGUGGGAUUAGCAUGCAACGCAUACGGUGGAAGAAUGGACGAAAUCGACGAUAAAGAAACACCGUUCCCACAUCGGAAAGGGAAUUUGUAUAAGAUACAGUACUCAGUGAACUGGAACGAGCCGGGGAAUGAAACGGAGAUGAAUCGGACGAGUCAAGCGAAAGCACUUCACGAGUUCAUGACUCAGUUCGUGUCGAAGAAUCCAAGGAGAGCUUACUUGAAUUAUAGGGACAUUGACAUUGGUGUGGCAGAAAAUUGGAGCUAUGAAGAAGGUAAAGUAUAUGGGGAGAGUUAUUUCGCCGGUAAUUAUGAGAGGUUGGUCGACGUGAAAACCGCCGUCGAUCCUAACAACUUUUUCAGAAAUGAACAAAGCAUUCCUCCUCGUACUAAGUGAGACCAUAUAAUAGAAGAAAGAUAUACAGAUGUAGUUAAUUAAUAUACUUUCGAGUUCCUUUCUUGUUUUUUUUUUUUUUUUUCCAUUAAAUUCUGUUAUCAGUUCUUCUACUUUGAAAAAAUUAUAGAUUUAGUUUCUGUAUUUUAAUUUGAUCAAUU